Maylandia zebra (zebra mbuna) is the source of this 2450-nucleotide messenger RNA. Its product is annotated as receptor-type tyrosine-protein phosphatase eta. Lineage: Eukaryota; Metazoa; Chordata; Actinopteri; Cichliformes; Cichlidae. The record is from RefSeq and is a predicted model, not a curated record. Gene Ontology annotation, molecular function: protein binding.
UUGCCCGCAUCACAAACCGAGAGGUCACAAGAGAUGCGUCUGUAGACUGGUAUCAGUCUGGAAGUGUACAGAGCACCAAUAUGGGGAAGUUGCAGGUGAAAUUUUGUAUUUUUCUGUGCUGGGCUCUGACGUCGAUGUACAGCGAUGCACAGCGAGAGUAUUUCAUCCAGCGCAAAAAUCUCACCUGGGUUGACGCCCGAAACUACUGUCAGGCCUGCUUCAAAGAGCUGGUGACACUGACUCCAGACAACAUUCAGGCCCUUGCCCGGGACAUCACCUCUGACCACUGGAUUGGUCUUCGCAAGAACUUUAACUUCAAAAACAACUCUAUCGACAACUCCACCGGCAACUUAACCAGCACUGUUGCAAGCUACACAGAAAGCUACUUCACCACACACUAUAUCAACAACAGUGACUCCAGCAGCCCCAUUAUGAACUGGACUCAGUGGGCCAACGGGGAUCCCCUAGCCUUCCAAAACUGGUACCCUGGCUGGCCGCUGCCUAAACCUUCCCCAAAACCUCCCAACAAAACCGUGUGCUGCAGCUGCUCCUGCACAUGCCCAGCAAGGCCAACAACACCCAUGACUACAAACGCAGAAUUCACAACGCCCAACACGACAACAACACAAUCAGGACAUAAUGUGACAAGUUGGAGUGAUGACCCGGCUGAAACAACUGAAUUCACACCAGACUUCACUGACCAAUCUGUUGUUACCGACGAAAGUACAACACACGCAACAAGAACGGAAAACAUGACGACCCGAAGAACAACUCCAUAUUUCACCACAAGUGCACCCUGGACGACCGCUGAGAUGCCAUUAGCAGCGCAGUGUGAGAAGUCGCCUGUGCAGGAGCCAGAAGAACCUGAAGAUGAAGACGACAGUGAUGAUGAGAAUUACAUUGAAGACUCGUGUGUGGCCAUGCUCAGCUUUGGGCCGUGGAUUGAAAAGAGCUGCCUGGAGCGUCUGCCAUUUAUUUGUUAUGAAGAUCGCUUCAUGGGACAAGUCAGCGUCACCAAUAUAACUUUUGAGAGCGCCAACCUGACAUGGUUGGUUGCACCGGGCGAUAUCAGCCAUUAUCGGGUAGAGGUCGAAGGUCAAAAGGAUAACAAAACAUGGGAGUUUAGCGUCACUGAUUUGACCUGUGGCCUCUCCAACCUGACAGCAGGCACCUCCUACUCGGUCCAGGUGUUCCCCGUCAAGUGUAAAAGAGACCUCAACCCAGAGAACGCCACCUUCUACACCAUACCUAAGGCAGUCACAAACCUGACAGUCAGUUCUGUGGAGAAAAACUCUGUCUUUCUGAGAUGGGAAAAACCAGAGGGAAACGUGGAUUUCUAUCGUCUGACUUACGAGACCACCCCUGUUAAAGUGACAACAGAGAGAAUAAAGGUUGAGGGUUUGAUACCUGGAACCCCCUACAAUUUCACUGUCGUCUCGGGAGUCAAUGACGCAUCUAAGUGGAGCUAUGAAGCUCACGUCUCAGCGUAUACCAAGCCUGAUAAAGUUUACAACCUGACAGUGUCUGGUAACACAAAAGAGUCGAUAUUGGUCAAAUGGGAUCGACCUGUGGGAAACUUCACAGAUAUCCUUGUGGUAGCUAACUACCCGAAUGGAGCGAGCCUGUUUAAUAGAACUGUAAAGUCCAAUCAGCAGAACGUGACAGUAACAGAUCUGCCACCGGCCACACAUAUAUUCAUCUAUGUGACCGUGCGGGUCAACAACGACCUGGUGGGAGAAACCAAAAUGAUCGACAGCUUCACAACUCCUGGACCGAUUUCAAAUUUGAUUUUGACUACAACUAGUGAUUCCCUCACCGCUACCUGGAAGCCUCCUGUUGGUAGCGCUUUAAAUUACACAGUCGAGCGCUGUCUCGACCGUUGUGUAAACGAAACAAGUGUAACAACAAACAUCGCAUUCAAAAAUCUGAAGAAUGCUGCCAAUUACUCUGUGACCGUCUAUGCAGUGAGUGGACAAUUUACCAGCACGCCAGUGUCCGCCUACAAGUUCACCCUGCCAAAUUCUCCUACUAAUCCCAGAGCCACUAGUGUCAGUAAGGACAGCAUCACCUUUGCCUGGAAUGCACCUAAAAACACAUCAGCACCCACGUAUGGUGUCACACUCAACUCCAGCUUCUGGGGUCAGAGUUGGAAUUAUACAACCUCUGACACCACGUUUACAUUUCUUAACCUGACAUCAGGGACCAACUAUGCUUUCAGUGUGUACGCAAUCGCUGACAGACAGGAAAGUGCCUCAGUAUACUGUGCAGAUUUCACAGUGGAAGACCUAGAGGAAAUCAGCCUGUCGAUGCUGUGCUCCUCGUCCGAGGCUCUCCUGUGUGAUGAGGAAUCAACAAGGAAGGGAGUAUUUAAUGAGCUGAAGGAGAAAUUCAGAACGCUGUUGGACGGGCACAUCGACUGGCAUCUUGAGCGACAAAUGAAACAAGGAUAA